GAGCGGUCGGCCGCAGCGGUCCCGGGGGGCGGCUGAGGGGGCCGGGCCCGUGCUGCGGUGCUAGCGGCGCGGCGGGGAUCGGGCGGCACAGCCCGGGACUGCGAGGGUCGGCAAGAUGAUGGCGGCGCGCUCAGCGCAGACAGAGCUGUGACCUGGCACCAUUUGCAGCUGAUGAGCCUGCCCACCAUGGCAAGCCCCACUCUGAGCCCCGACUCCUCAUCCCAGGAAGCCCUGUCAGCCCCCACCUGCUCCCCCACUUCUGACUCUGAGAACCUCAGCCCUGAUGAGCUGGAGCUGCUGGCCAAGCUCGAAGAACAGAACCGGCUCCUGGAGGCCGAUUCCAAGUCCAUGCGCUCCAUGAAUGGCUCGCGGCGAAACAGUGGCUCCUCGCUGGUUUCCAGCUCCUCGGCCUCCUCCAACCUGAGCCACCUGGAGGAGGACACGUGGAUCCUGUGGGGCCGAAUUGCCAAUGAGUGGGAGGAGUGGCGGCGUAGGAAGGAGAAGCUGCUUAAGGAGCUGAUCCACAAGGGCAUCCCACACCACUUCCGGGCUAUCGUGUGGCAGCUCCUGUGCAGCGCCACGAACAUGCCAGUCAAGAACCAGUACUCAGAGCUGCUCAAGAUGUCCUCGCCGUGCGAGAAGUUGAUUCGCAGGGACAUUGCCCGCACCUACCCAGAGCAUGAGUUCUUCAAGGGCCAGGACAGCCUGGGCCAGGAGGUCCUCUUCAAUGUCAUGAAGGCAUACUCUCUGGUGGACCGGGAGGUGGGCUACUGCCAGGGCAGUGCCUUCAUCGUGGGCCUGCUCCUCAUGCAGAUGCCUGAGGAGGAGGCCUUCUGUGUCUUUGUGCGGCUGAUGCAGGAGUACCGCCUUCGGGAGCUCUUCAAGCCCAGCAUGGCUGAGCUGGGUCUCUGCAUCUACCAGUUCGAGUACAUGCUGCAGGAGCAGCUCCCGGACCUGAACACCCACUUCCGUUCCCAGAGCUUCCACACAUCCAUGUACGCCUCAUCCUGGUUCCUCACACUCUUCCUGACCACCUUCCCACUGUCCGUCGCCACUCGUGUCUUCGACAUUUUCAUGUAUGAGGGCCUGGAGAUCGUGUUCAGGGUGGGCCUCGCCUUGCUGCAGGUGAACCAGGUGGAGCUGAUGCAACUGGACAUGGAAGGCAUGUCUCAGUACUUCCAGAGGGUGAUCCCCCAUCAGUUCGACAGCUGCCCAGACAAGCUGAUCCUCAAGGCUUAUCAGGUCAAGUACAACCCUAAGAAGAUGAAGAGGCUCGAGAAGGAGUACGCUGCCAUGAAGAGUAAGGAGAUGGAGGAGCAGAUUGAGAUCAAAAGGCUUCGAACGGAGAACCGGCUCCUGAAACAGCGGAUUGAGACCCUGGAGAAGGAGAGCGCUGCUCUGGCUGAUAGGUUAAUCCAGGGACAGGUGACACGGGCACAGGAGGCCGAGGAAAACUAUGUCAUCAAGCGGGAGCUGGCAGUGGUGCGGCAGCAGUGCAGCUCGGCAGCAGAGGACCUGCAGAGGGCACAGAGCACCAUCCGGCAGCUGCAGGAGCGGCAGGAAAACCCUCGCCUCACUGAGGACUUUGUGGCCCACCUGGAAACUGAGCUGGAGCAGUCACGGCUUCGGGAGACAGAGACAUUGGGAGCCCUGCGAGAGAUGCAGGACAAGGUUCUAGACAUGGAAAAGAGGAACAGUUCACUGCCUGAUGAGAACAAUGUGGCCCGGCUGCAAGAGGAGCUGAAGGCGCUCAAGGUGCGAGAGAGCCAGGCAGUGGCCUCUGCAAGGGAGCUGAAGCUACAGCUGCAAGAGCUCUCAGACACCUGGCAGGCCCAUCUGUCCCGCGGGGGCCGCUGGAAGGAGUCCCCACGGAAGCUGGUCCUGAGCGAGCUGCAGGACGAGCUGAUGAGUGUGCGUCUGCGCGAGGCCCAGGCUCUGGCAGAGGGCCGCGAGCUGCGGCAGCGCGUGGUAGAGCUCGAGACACAGGACCAUAUCCACCGCAACCUUCUGAAUCGUGUGGAGGCAGAACGCUCGACGCUGCAGGAGAAGCUACAGUACUUGGCAGCGCAGAACAAGGGGCUACAGACGCAGCUGAGUGAAAGCCGCCGCAAGCAGGCUGAGGCCGAGUGCAAGAGCAAGGAGGAGGUGAUGGCCGUGCGCCUGCGAGAGGCGGACAGCAUGGCGGCAGUGGCUGAGAUGCGGCAACGCAUCGCAGAGCUGGAAAUCCAGAGGGAGGAGGGCCGCAUCCAGGGCCAGCUGAACCACUCAGACUCCUCGCAGUACAUCCGUGAGCUCAAGGACCAGAUCGAGGAGCUAAAGGCCGAGGUGCGGCUAUUGAAGGGCCCGCCGCCCUUUGAGGACCCGCUGGCCUUCGAUGGGCUAGGCCUGGCACGACACCUGGAUGAGGACUCUCUGCCAUCGUCAGAUGAGGAGCUGCUGGGCGUGGGUGUGGGUGCAGCCCUGCAGGAUGCACUCUACCCGCUGUCCCCUCAAGAUGCGCGCUUCUUCCGCCGUCUGGAGCGGCAGGCCAAGGACAGCGAGGGCAGCUCGGACAGCGACGCCGACGAGCUGGCCACACCCUAUAAUCAGGGCCUGGACAACUGAGGCCCUGUCCUUGAGCCCAGAGCCUGGGGUGGAGGAUUGGAGGUACCUCCCUGGGCCUCCAGGGCCACACUUAAACUCCACACCCACCCCAAGGGGUGUGGCAGGGUGCAGAGGGUAGAGUUGGAGCCUGAUGAUCCUUCAGGGUACCUGUCACACUCACCCUCCCCAGCACUGUUUAACCAUCAUGGUCUGCACCCCCCAGGCCCAGUUAUUUGGAGGGUCUGCCCCUGUGAAUGAAGGGCACAAGAGGACACAGAGGUCCCAGGACUGGAGAGCAGAAAGCUCCCUCUUCCUACCCGGCCUCCUUCUGGGACAAGGAGGGCCCUGCUGGGAAGGGCCCAGGAGCUGGAGGAGGCCUGAGGAAGGAGGAGCCACUCUGGCCUGGAUGUCAACACCCCAUGGUGCCCCUGGGGACCCUUGGCAGCCAGGGACAGAUGGCCAAGCUGGGCUUUCCUGCCUGAUGCAGGUCUUGUGGCCCCCGAGCAGAAACCAAAGUGCCCCCUACUGUGUGCAGGCCCACCUGGGGUGCACACAGCCAGGGAGCCAGAUGGGGGCAAUGUCUGUCCCUGCUUCUUGGGGCUAGAGCAGCAGUACAGAAGUCAGGAGACCCUGUCCCCAGCACCCCUCUAUGAGACACCUCUAUCACCCCAUCUUGAUGGAGGCGUUCCCCACCCAGGCUAGCCUCCUCUCCAAGGGGUCCCCAGCCUCUACUUCCUUCCUUCCCUGGGUCCCUAGCCCCACCCUCCAGCCAGGGCCAGGCCCCAGGGGAGGAGGCUGCUCAGAGGAGUGGUGUCCUCAUGCCUCCCUCCUCAUGGUGGUCCCGUGCGUCUCUGCAGAGUCAGAGCCAAGAACGGUGCCAAAGUCCAACCAUGCUCCCCAGACCCCUCCCCACAAGGGACUUCUGAUGCUCUUGGGGCUCCUGGAGCCUGGAACAGCCUCACAAGCAGCCUCCUUGGCACCUCCUGGAGUGGGGAAUUCAUGUUCAGUGCCCGUUUCCAGUUACCCACUUCUCAGUGUUACAAAGCCUGGGGACCAGGGUGGGCAUCACAGGGCUCUCCCAUGUGCCUCCCACACUGCCCACCACCAUUUUGCACACUGCCUGUUCAUACUCCACAUGUUUCCCAGGUGGGAAUAGAAAAUAAAGUGUAUUUACACAGUGACAGACAA
Molecule: messenger RNA, 3771 nt
Organism: Phyllostomus hastatus (greater spear-nosed bat)
Lineage: Eukaryota; Metazoa; Chordata; Mammalia; Chiroptera; Phyllostomidae
Gene: EVI5L
Product: ecotropic viral integration site 5 like
Exons: 20
Coding region: 172-2604 (810 amino acids)
Source: RefSeq, a predicted model, not a curated record